AGUUGUGCACGUGGUGCGAAUGCGAGUGGACGUUUAUUUUAUUCUCCGCGUUUAAAUUAAUUUAUGUAAUAUAAUACAUAAUUAAAGAAAAAUAAAAAUCAAUUAAUAAAAUCAAUAAACAAAUAUAUUUUCAAGUAAGCUAAAUAAUAAUAGAAUAAAAAAAAAAUAUUUCUUCUGGAAAAAAAUUAAUAAAACAAUGUCAAUUAUUUGAGUGAUUUUUAAAUGAUAAAACAAGAUGUAAAAAAAAAAAGAGUCAUCAAUUUGUUAUUUUUUUUUCGUUAAAUUUAUUUUUUUUUCCAUUCUCUACUUUCACUUAACGCGGCUUCUUUUAAAACAACUGUCACAUUCUUUUUAAUAUUAUUCUUACUGUGACGCAAGAUGCUUGCUGACUUAUCAAUAUUUUCAUUAAUUUUUAUCAUUUUUUUAUAUCAACUUGCUUCCGUGUAAUUUAAUCAAAACAUAGUAAUGUGAAAUUUACAAGUUCAUCGACAUUUAUUAUUUAAUUAUUAUUAAUCGUCAAACGAGUAUAUGUAUUUUUUUUUUCAUCGAGAUAUGGAAAAACAAGAGUCAGAAAUGUCGUCAUCAAGACCAAUUGCAACGGCACCACCACCACCACCCUCACCAUCAGCAUUACCACCAUCAUAUGAGGAAGCCAUUGCAACGUCAAUAAGAAUGACAAAUUCACCCGUUAAUAUUACAUCAUAUACAUCACGACUACCUUUAUCAACUCCAUAUAUUCAGCCAACAGUACACAUGCCACAUCCAGUUAAUUCAGAAUGUGAUACAUCAUCAUACAGUCCACCUCCAGCAUAUCCAAUAACUUCAGGAAUUCGAAUAGUUAGACCACCACGAACAUAUAAUUUAGCACCAGGAGCUGUUAAAAUGCAAUGUCCAUCAUGUUCACUUGAAAUAAAAACUUCAACUGUCUCAGAUCAUCAACCUAUGGCACAUUUUUGUUGCUUGAUACUCUGUAUUCUUGGAUGCUGUUUGUGUUCAUGUUUACCAUAUUUUAUGAGUGCAUUUAUGACUGUUCAUCAUUUUUGUCCUCGAUGCAAAGUCUAUAUUGGUACGUGGAAAGGUUUUGAAUCAUCACGACGACUAACUACAGUUUAAAAAUAUAAAUCUAAUAAGCCAACAAAAAUCCAAGUGCAUUAUGAAAAUAAAAAAAAAAUAAAAACCAUAUUUUUAAUUAAAUAAAUAAUAUUAUUUUCACUUAUGCAAUUGCUUGUUAUUAGUGAUCAACUGAUUGCCAUUAUAUAUUUUAAAAAUAAUAUAAUUACAUCAAGAAAAUAUCUAUAAAUAAAACGAUACAAAUAAA
Molecule: messenger RNA, 1318 nt
Organism: Aphidius gifuensis
Lineage: Eukaryota; Metazoa; Arthropoda; Insecta; Hymenoptera; Braconidae
Product: lipopolysaccharide-induced tumor necrosis factor-alpha factor homolog
Exons: 4
Coding region: 529-1113 (194 amino acids)
Molecular function (GO): zinc ion binding
Source: RefSeq, a predicted model, not a curated record